AUUACAGCUUUACACUGCAUUUAGACACGUUCUCGGGUCAUCCCACAGAGUAAAUCACAUGUAACUCUGAUUUGUCAGUCUUUGGGUUCGAAGACUUGCGGGAAAGGAAGUAAUUCAACUCGUAAUCUUCGCUUGAUAAUUCCCCUCUGGAACAAACCGUUUAAGUUUUUUAUUCAUGCAGUGAAAUUCACUGAAGAUAGUUGUGAAGUAUUUUUCUGAGUCUGACCAAGGAGCUUCGAUCUGCUUCUUAACGCAACUGCUCUCUGCCAUCUGACAAUGCCGAUCAUUUGAAGCAAACCAAUUAUGUAGAUCAAUUUCGCAGCGACCCAUAACUGAUACGGGAUUCUCUCAAAUCAGGAGUUGGACACAAAUGAUUGAUGGCUGACCGCUGACAGAAUUUAUUGUUAGAUGUCACCGUUACAACGUUUAGUUUUAACAAAAUAUUGAAAUUUCUUACGAAUGGAUUUCACUUUGUGUUGUAAUCGUACCUAAGUGAUUAUGGAUUUUGUGAAGAACUCUGUCAGGUGUUUGUUUACGGGCAUAAAACGGAGACGCAGAAAAAUCUUGGUUUAUGUGCUAACUAUCGUCACUCUAUGGCAUUUAUAUCUCGCCUGUACUGGACUUAUCUUAAGCAGUCACAUCCAAGUUGUGCGAGAACCUGAAACCUUGAUACGUGCGAAUUUAAAAUUCUCCAGAUUAAGAGAAAGAAUAUUUGGAAAUGAUCCCAAAAAUAAACUCGAGGCGAAACCUUAUGAAUAUCCAAACUACACAGAUGAAUCCGUGAAGUUGUAUUCUGAGACUCUUGAACACGGAGAUGCAGCAAGUCACGGCGACAACAAACAACGUUUUUCAGAUUCAAAUUCUGAGAGAAAUACCACCUCCACAGAGAACAUGAAGAGCUCGUGCAAGGAGUUUAAUCUACCGGACGCAGAUAAGAAUUCUUACGGGACUUGUCAGCCUCAUCAAGCCUCUCUAGACGCAUGUGAAUUUGCUGAUUCCUUGUUCCCAUAUGACUCUUCAUUGUCGCUAUGUAAGACGAACAACGCUGAGAUUUGUACACUGGAAACUGAUGCACAUAGUGGGAAGAUAAUUCUAAACGCCAAGUGUAGUGGUCAAGUUUGUGAAGAAUACGUAAACAAAAGCGAAGAGGAAAACUCUUUGACUUACGGUGCGUACAUUAUAGAUCCCGAUGAAGGUUUUCUGGAAUCGAUUCGGGAAUUUGAAACUGUCUCAGAGCUGGAGACUCAGCUUCCCCGCAUUGCCUAUUUAACUGCUAGAAAGAAACUAAAUUUUUUAUUCGUGAAAUGUUUCAUAAUGUCGAGGAACGAGAGUCUGGUGUCUCAACUCAUCCCCGUUCCCCUGCUGGUGACAAUACAAGAGGCCUCUGAACCGCGACAUAGAAAUAACAUCAACGUAAACAUUGUUCUCUUAGAUUCCGUCUCAAGGGCACAUUUUUACCGCUCUCUCCCCAAAACAAUUGAAACAUUCAGGAAAUUGAGCGGGAGUCGAGAUAAGACCCCAGCAAGGGUGUUUGAUUUCGAGUUAUUUCAAUCUGUUCACGGCCACACUACACAAAAUGAACAUGCACUGUUCACGGGCCAACUACUUCCAUCUAAAGAAGAGGACGAACAAGAACCUUCAGACCCAGUGCGCGCUGAUGUGAUGUUGGGACAUUUCAAAAGGGCAGGCUAUCAGACCAUGUGGCAAGAAGACCUCUGUUGGACGGGAAUUUGGGGACUAAUGGCUGACUUGGCAGCGGAAGACUGGGAGGACCUACAGAUCAGACUGAAAGAAAACUUUAUUGACAGUACAGGUUUGACGCACUCCAGUUGUGAGGUGUUGGGUUCUUUUGGUCUAGAAACGCCAUUCAAUGGACCCGAGGGGGAUCAGAUCUGCUUCAACGGCAAGCUACAGCACAGUUAUUUUCUCGAAUAUUCAAUAGACAUGUUGAAUAUUAUAGCUUCAUCCAGGAGAUACCGUCCGCUAUUCUCGUACACUGCUCUGAAUGUUGGACAUGACGAAACAGGACGCAGGAUUCAAUCUUUGGAUUCUGACCUGGCUCGCUUUGUUUCCGUCAUGGCAAACAAUAAAAACACCCUGAGUAUUGUGUUAGCAGAUCAUGGAAAUACCUACACACAGUACACGUCUGAUGUCUUGGAAGGACGCUUCGAAAUGUUCCAUCCAAGCCUAUUUGUGAUUGUACCAAACAAAGUUGCUGAACUACUGGGACCAGUAGCUAUGGCUGCUCUUGAAGUCAACCAGCGAAGACUGGUGACCAUGUUCAACUUGCACCAUUCCCUUCUGCCGCUAGCUCGGCCCCUGCGGGGAGUUGUAAAACCUAUUGGGUUAUUUACUGCCAUAUCACCCAAUCUGACAUGCAAUGAUAUCGAACUGAGGACACCUAAUUUAUGUGUAUGCAAUGGUUGGGACAGCCCCACCACCAACGACUCCUCAAAAAUUUCCUUUGCGGAGUUCGCCGUCGGUGAACUUAAUGAGAUGUUACAAGCCGAAUUCACUGAACCUAUUAAUGGAAAGUUACAAAAGCAUCCCAUGAUACGCUCCUGUGAGAGAUUACGCCCUGUGAGGUUUCAAAACGUGCGGGAACGCAACUCAAAAUCAGACGGGGAACUGAUCACGAGUUUUGACAUUUACUUCCGUUCUGGUGACGUUGUCAAACAGAAAGAGGACAUUUUCCAUGUAGAAGUGAAGUCUAAAGAAAUGGCCAAUCAGUACUCACUGCAAAUGGAACUUGUUAACUAUGAUCGAUUGACCCUCUUUGGAAAGUACCAAGCAUGCGCAGAUCAAGGGGCUCAUUUGAAACUUUGCAUUUGUUCCCGAAGAACAAAGAAAAGGUUGACAGAACUAGAGCGUGUUCCUUGGUUAGAAUACUCUACAAUUCUAUCAAAUUCCCCAAAAGCCAGAAAAGUUGGUGACGAUCAAUGUUUGUUCUUGUUAAAGAGAAACCAUAGCUUGGGGCAAAGUGUGGCUUUUGAAAUUGCCAACAUUUGUAAUGAAAAAAUAUUUUAUUUGAGGAUAUCGGCGAACUUUGAAAAUAUGAAGCUUUCCAGAAAAGUUCCAUUUGAAGUAAAAGUUCAGCCUGGAAGCAUUAAAUUCUUGUUAUCUGCCCGGAUAGCGGUUGAUUUCUGGAGCACAUUUAUUGAAGUUGACGUGGAUAUAAAUGAAAAAGGAGUAAGUUAUCCACCAUCAUAAAUGCUGGUUUUAAAAUUGUGUGAAACGUUAAGGGAUGGUUUUAAAAUUAAUGAAACGUUAAGGGAUGUUCAAAACCUUACACAUAAAUUGAUUUUGUUCAGAGGGGAUCUCACAACACAUUCAGUUGACGGGAGCAGGGUUGGCGUGUGGGUAGCAGGGUUGGCGUUGUGGAGAGCAGGGUUGGCGUGUGGGUAGCAGGGUUGGCGUGUGGAGAGCAAGGUUGGCGUGUGGGUAGCAGGGUUGGCGUAGUGGUGAGAGCGCUCGCCUUCCAUCAAUGUGUCCCGGGUUCGAUUCCCGGACCCGGCGUC
Molecule: messenger RNA, 3518 nt
Organism: Stylophora pistillata
Lineage: Eukaryota; Metazoa; Cnidaria; Anthozoa; Scleractinia; Pocilloporidae
Source: RefSeq, a predicted model, not a curated record